Messenger RNA from Aspergillus candidus, 1167 nucleotides. Its product is annotated as DUF3431 domain-containing protein. The record is from RefSeq and is a predicted model, not a curated record. The coding region runs from base 64 to 1167 and encodes 367 amino acids. NCBI's taxonomy places the organism in Eukaryota, Fungi, Ascomycota, Eurotiomycetes, Eurotiales, Aspergillaceae. The transcript has a single exon.
CGGGACCAGCAAACUGUCGACUCCAGGAUCUGGCCAUUUCCUCGAUUGAGGCGACGGUCCAUUAUGCGCAAGGCACAACGAGCUCUGGUCCAGCUGGCCGUCUUUGCGGUCAUCCUUUGCUUUCUUCUCUUCCUCAACCGUCCCUCGUACGGCCAGAAGAUCUUCUCCUGGCGCCACAUCCGCUAUCGUACUCCCGCCGCCUCACUACCGGAAUCGCGCGGCGUCUGCCCGGGAUUAUCCAAGACCACGAAACCGGCCUUGGUGGUAUCGCGUAUGUCUACCGAUGGCGACCCCUCCUGGCUCGACAAUCUGGCCUCCCGAUACCACCUCUGCGUAUACACCGUCGAUGCACCCGCCAACCCACGCUCCGACCAGCUCCAAGUCCCUGCGAACCGCGGCCAUGAAGCCAUGACUUACCUGACCUUCCUCAUUGACAACUACGACCACCUUCCAGCCGCUGGCAUGGUCUUUAUCCACGGUUCCCGCUGGGCGUGGCACAACGACGACCCCAACUACGACAACGCCGCCCUCCUUGCCGCCCUUAACGUCCCCGCCGCCCUAGAACCCUCCGGGUACCACAAUCUGCGGUGUGACUGGAGCGUCAGCACCUGUCCCUCGUCGGUUGCGCCCCAGGGUAGCCUGCAGAACUCGUUCCAGGCGGUCAUCGAGCCGUGGAGCGCGCGCACUGCCUCUGACAAGGCCCUUCCCGUCACCCUGGCCACGCUAUUCGGUGGGGGGGACUCCCUGCCCGUCCAGCUGGACCGUACGAAUACCCUCCGAUCGCAGUGCUGCGCGCAGUUUGUGGUCUCCCGGGAGAGUGUGUGGCAGCAUUCACAGGAUGAGUAUGUCGGUCUGCGGCAGUGGCUGCUGGACGGGGGGGGCGACCGUCCAUUCGUCAGGGGUGCGGCGCCGCGCGACGACCGGGUCGCUGGCCGCAUCCUAUCCUACCUAUGGCACGUUCUGUUUAUCGCUCAUGAAGGCUCCGAGUCGGCGGGUAUCGACUUGGAGCGCCUCAACCAGCAGGCGUGUCCGCGGGCCGACGAGUGCUAUUGUCGGUUGUAUGGACGGUGUGGGUUGCAGAACUGCAACAGUCCUGGCAGUUGUCGUGGGCAGUACAGCCUGCCGAAGAAUUUGAAACUCCCGGACGACUGGGGGAUGACGCAUUGA